Agelaius phoeniceus (red-winged blackbird) is the source of this 2438-nucleotide messenger RNA. RefSeq names its product DEF6 guanine nucleotide exchange factor (gene DEF6). NCBI's taxonomy places the organism in Eukaryota, Metazoa, Chordata, Aves, Passeriformes, Icteridae. Gene Ontology annotation, cellular component: cytoplasm; nucleus. The record is from RefSeq and is a predicted model, not a curated record.
GCCGCCGCCGCCGCCAGCCAUGGACCUGCGAGCCGAGCUGCUCAAGUCCAUCUGGUACGCCUUCACCGCCCUGGACGUGGAGAAGAGCGGCAAGGUGUCCAAAUCCCAGCUCAAAGUGCUGUCUCACAACCUGUACACGGUGCUGUGCAUCCCCCACGACCCCGUGGCACUGGAGGAGCAUUUCCGUGAUGAUGAUGAUGGGCCAGUGUCCAGCCAGGGCUACAUGCCCUACCUCAACAAGUACAUUCUGGACAAGGUGGAGGAAGGUGCUUUUGUCAAAGAAAAUUUUGAUCAGCUCUGCUGGACCUUGACAGCGAAGAAAAACUACAAACCUGACCGGAAUGGGAACAGUGUUGUGUCCCACCAGGAUGCUUUCAAGCUCUGGUGCCUCUUCAACUUUCUGUCUGAAGACAAAUACCCUCUUGUCAUGGUGCCAGAUGAGGUGGAGUAUCUGCUGAAGAAGAUCUGCACAGCCAUGAACGUGGAGCUGAACUCGUGUGAGCUGGAGGAUUACCUGUCCCAGGAGCCGCAGGCCCAGGGCGGCCUCACAGUCUGGCAGUUCCUGGACAUGGUGAACUCGGGGAGGUUCCUCAGAGGCAUCGAGCAGGAGGCCAUCAGCAUGGCCGUGGAGGAGGUGUACCAGGAGGUCAUCGAGGAUGUGCUCAAACAGGGUUACCUCUGGAAGAAGGGCCAGCUGAGGAGGAACUGGUCAGAGCGUUGGUUCAUGCUGAAGCCCAGUGCCCUGUCCUACUACAUGAGCGAGGAACGGAAGGAGAAGAAGGGGAGCAUCACGUUGGACAAGCACUGCUGUGUGGAGGUGUUGCCAGACAGGGAUGGGAAGAGGUGCAUGUUCUGUGUGAAGACCUCGUCCCGCACCUACGAGAUGAGCGCCUCGGACACCCGGCAGCGCCAGGAGUGGACGCUCGCCAUCCAGACUGCCAUCAGGCUGCAGGCCGAGGGAAAGAAGUCCCUGCACAAGGACCUGAAGCAGAAGCGCCGGGAGCAGCGGGAGCAGCGGGAGCAGCGCAAGGCGGCCAAGGAGGAGGAGACACAACGGCUCAAGCAGCUGCAGGAGGAAAAGGAGAGGAAGCUGCAGGAGCUGGAGCUGCUCAAGGAGGCCCAGAGGCAGGCAGAGAUCCUGCUGCAGGAGGAGGAGCAGCGGCGGAGGCAGCAGCACGAGGAGAUGCAGAGGACCCUGGAGAUCCAGCUGCGGGAGGCCGAGCAGGCUCGUGCCUCCAUGCAGGCAGAGAUGGUCCUGAAGGAGGCCGAGGCAGAGCGGCAGCGCAAGCGCAUCCUGGAGCUGGAGGACAUGCAGGAGAGGCUGCAGGAGGCCCUGCAGCAGGAGGUGAAAGCGCGGCAGGACGAGGAGGCUGUGAGAUAUGCUCAGGCCAGGCUACUGGCUGAGGAAGAGGAGAAACUGAAACAGCUGAUGAAGCUGAAGGAGGAGCAAGAAGAAUAUAUCAUCAGAACUCAGAGGGAGAAGCAAGUCCUCAAGCAGGAGAUGGAGAACAAGAACAAGUGUCUGGAAGAGGCGCAGAAGCAGCUGGAAGAAGUGAGAGUGAACAGGCAGCGGGUGGACCAAGAUGUCAUGGCGGCCCAGCGGAAGCUGCGACAGGCCAGCACCAACGUCAAGCACUGGAACGUGCAGAUGAACCGACUGAUGCACCCCAUCGGGCCUGGAGACAAGCGAACAAACGUGAGUGGAGGAGUCUUUGCUGGCUACCAGCCCCUUCUGUCACGGAGAGAUUCCUCCCUCAAACUCAAGCAGAGGGUGGAGGAUAAAGGCAGUGACCCCACGAGGGAAAACAGCAAGGAAAACGUGAGCAACGGUGGGAACAGCAGCAUGUUGCCGUCUCCAGAUGCGGACACCUUGGCCACAGAGCCCACCAAUUAGCCCACCAGGAUGGCAGAGCCCAGCUGGGAAUGGUAGGGCUCAGCUUGUCCCUCCAGGUGGACGGUCAGUGUGGCCAUCUCUGCAUGGAGACCAGCACAGAGCCUACAGGGGACUGCACAAGGCAGAGGUGCUCCCUUUUCCAUCAGUGAAGGGCUGCAGCCACCACGUGCCAGGAGGCUCAGGCAGCCCAGGGAGAGGGCAGUGGGACCUUCUCCUCUGGAUUGAAGAAGUGAAUUCCUUGUGCUCUGUUUUACACCCUGUACUAAAAAAGAGCCACUGCUGGGUCGGGGCCCUGUGGCCCAGGGCUGCAGUUCCCCCUUGGUUUCUACAUCAACCCUUCUGCAUCACUCACUGUGCUCCAGGGUGUGGGGCUUUGCCACCAGCCAAGGACGCCUGGACUGACCAAGUAGGGCCUUCUUGUCACCCCACACCACGCCAGGUGUCCCUAACUACAGCCACCACUGUUUUCCCUGGCAGUGGGUGGUAGUACUGGAGCCACUUAGUUAGCAGAAACUAAUGACCAAUAAAGCUUUUGGAGCCACUG